This is a messenger RNA of Porites evermanni, 9295 nucleotides long. NCBI's taxonomy places the organism in Eukaryota, Metazoa, Cnidaria, Anthozoa, Scleractinia, Poritidae. The record is from the annotation of a GenBank genome assembly.
AUGACGGAAGUUGAUGGAAUUUUUUAUGAAGUGGAAGGAAAGGUAAGUAGGCAAUAAAGAACUUACUAUGUGAACUCUCUAUUCCCUAAGUCUAGAGUGAAGAACAUCAAAUUUCUCCCUGUAAUAUUAUACACUUAAUGUCAGAUCCCGAGGGAAACAGUUAGUUUUGUUUUCCGGAGAGUCCUGAUGUUUCCCAAGAUGAAGUCAAGGGAAACAUCAGGACUCCAGGGAAAUCAAAACUAACUGGUUUCCCGAGGGACUGGACAUUAAGUGUUUUGUUUUAUUAUAUACAUACUGAGAAAUACUCACCAAAAAGCUAUGCCGUAAAUUUUCGUACGCAAAUUAGUUCUAGCCAAUCAAAGGGAGCGAACGAUGGUUUUCACACGUGAAAAAAUGAUACGUCCAAUCAGAAUCGCGAACAAUGUUUUUUCAUGUGUGAGAAAAAUGAUACGUCCAAUCAGAAGCCACAGAGGUGUGUGAGUUUCGCGCCAAAAUUCCCACCUUUUAUUGCAGCUUGCAGCCCUGCUUCGCACACAUUCAACGAGGAAAGUUUUACUAAAAGAGCUUUUCUUGCUAAAAAAGUGAAAAACAUUUUGGAAAUGGAGUGGAAUAGUUUCGUUUGUUUCACUGUCGAUAAAGAAAACGGUAGAGAGCUGGCGAAAACAACAGCAGAAAGGGAAAAACAGAACGAGACGUAAGCUUUUGUUGUGCUUUUUGUCGGAGCUACUUUGCCUUUCAUUUAAGCUUAAGCUUCCCUGACUGUUUAAAAAAGAAUGCAAUAUGCUUUACAUUAUUAUUUUGGUAUAAGGUCUUUGUCAAGUUUCUCAAUUUUGUGAUGGAUUUACCAGAAUCAUACUUAAUUUUUCCCAGGUGACUACUGAAAAAAGUGGUGAUAUAGAUGAAAGUUUGAUUGGUGGGAAUAAAUCAGCUGAGGACACGGGAGGUGAUGACGUGGAGGAAAAUGCAGUAACUGGCGUUGAUAUUGUUUUAGCCAACAAACUUAAAGAAGUGGGAGGACAGGCUUUUCCUUUCUCAAAGAAAGAUUACCAAAAGCAUUGUAAGGCGUAUAUGAAAAAGCUCCUUGAACAUCUAAAUCCAGAAGAAAAGGACAAAUUCCAGGCAGAUGCCAAAGUUGCAAUGCAGAAAAUUUGGGGAAAAUUUAAGGAUCUCCAAUUUUUUCGGGGAGAGAGUGAAGCUGAUUUUGAUGACGCUGAAUGUAUGCUGGCUAUACUUGAGUAUCGUGACAACACACCAUACAUGUUGUUCUUCAAACAUGGUCUUGUCGAGGAAAAAAUGGUGAGUACCGUUGAGGUUUUUUCAGGGACAUUUGCAAAGGCCCUGCCAGGGUAAAUUUCGAUUAGUGACAUGGCCCAAAAAGUAGCGACAGCGCAUCAAAUGAAAUCGCGACAAGAGACAACCUCCCUCCGCCAAAUUGCAACAGUGGUGGCAAAGCCGACAAUAAGCGACAUGCAUUCAUAAACACCGACACGAGACAUUUUAAAAUUCAGACGGGCAACAUGGACCCCCCGCUGGCAGGGCCUCUUUGCUCUAAUGCAUAUUGUUUCAACUGACUGCAUGCAUGAGUCUUGUCAUAAUAUUAGGCCAUGAGCGCACAAUAAGGAAGAAAGGGUCACACUUGACAGGGGCAUAGCUCGGAUUUUUCAGAGGGGGAAGGGAGUCACAUUGUGUCACGCCCAGACUUAGAUGACAAUUAUCGGAGAAGAAAGAUUUAACUCUGAAUCAGAUGAAGAGCAUUCCUUACCUCUCUUUGAAGCAUUGAAAACAGUUUGAAAGCUUUGCUUGUUUGGAUAAACAGCGUUUGCUAUUUCACAAGCAGUAGCACCAACUUGAUAUCUUGGUCACAAAUUUCUGCGUGCCUUGCAUUACUUGUGUUUCAACGGCCUCAUAUUGAUGUGGCAAGGAGGAUCAAAUACGUUGUCUAUAUAAACCAAUCAAUGCCUAACUACUCUCUGACCAUCAUACCAUAAAAUUCCGAAAAUAAGCCCCGGGGCUUAUAUUUUUCAAAGCCCCUUUUUGAGGGGCUUAUAUUCGGAGGAGCUUAUGUAUGGAGGGAAAUUUGCAUUUCAAAGUCGAUUAAGCUGGCUUGUAGUGGCAAGGAAAUUUACCAUUUUUGCUCUGUUUUGCUUUGUAUUUGAGGGCAAAUUCCAAGUACAAGCCCCCUGGAGGGCUCAUAUUCAGAGGGGUGAUUUAACAGGAGGGUUUUUUGGGAUACGAUUUUGGGGGGCUUAUGUUUGGAGGGGCUUAUUUUCGGAAUUUUAUGGUACUUUUGGUACAAACAAGAACAUGGUCUACUACAGAUGUCUGGUCCUGCAAAUGGAGUGUGUUACUAUCUAGCACUGCAAAAGAUUUAUUGCAUGUUGAUUCUUUGGAUUUGCACUUUUUCACCACCUGAAUUAUAGGGUCAUAAAACAAUAUUAUCCAACUGAUAAACUUGAGGUAGUGAUGUGCUCCUUUUACCCUUUCUUUCCAUCAAUUCCCCAUGGGGGGGGGGGGUGCUCAACAGAGAGGCUACACCCGGAGGUCCAACCCCUUACCCUUUUACAUACCAGUUUUGACAGAAAAGGCACCCCUUUCGUAUACCUUCUAUUGACAAAUUUUACCCCUUUCACACACCCAGUUUAGAACUUUGCAUCUCUUAAACUGCUGUUUGACUGCCACCUGGUUAGCUCAGUUGGGAGAGCGCCGGUCUGCCGAGCGGGAGGUCGCGGGUUCAAACCCCGGCCGGACCAACACCCAGGAUCUUUAAAAUAACUACGAAGAAAGUGCUGCCUUUGUAAUGACAUCUGCAAAUGGUUAGACUUUCUAGUCUUCUCAGAUAAGGACGAAAAACUGUAGGUCCUGUCUCGCAGCACUUUCACUGAUUUGUUCUUGUGGGACGUAAAAGAACCUACAUCACUAUGCGAAAAGAGAAGGGGUCGUAGACCCUGGUGGUGUGGCCAACCUUUACAGGUUGUGGGAUUGGGCAGGGAUGGCACCUUGCAAGGGACCCAUGAGUCCCUUUCAUGCACAUUCCCUCUGGGCAGGGCUGUGUCCAGAAAAGCUGGUAAAUAAAUAAGUAAACGCACUAUCUUUGAAAUAUGAUUAAGACAGAAUCCACCAGGAAAUUAAGUAAUUUUAAUUUUCAGUGGACAAAAACCUUGUAUCAGAAUAAUUUUAAAUCCUUUCCUUUUCUCUGUUAUUUUGCAGUAAUGAGCAGAGCAAGGCAGGAAAAAAUUAUACAGGCUAAGCUGAAAUUGAACUUUAUAUGACGAAUGGUAUAUUUCGCAAUCAAGUUAUCAUAAAGUUGUGCAUUAAAACUGACAAGCUUUGAAGUAGUUUAGGAGGCACUCAAUUGACUGCAUUACAGGUCCAUGUAAAAAGUGAACAGAAUUUACGGCAUUUACUUUGUGUACCAGACGCAGAUGAUGUAAAACAAAAGAGCAAAAACCAAGAAACAAUACCAAACAGAUUUUACCCUCAACAGAAAACAAAGGGGUCUUUUGUUUUACUUCAUCUCUGCCAAGUACACGAAGUAAAAGCGGAAUUUACCGCUAGAAACAAUAUUGUGCAGGCACUUCUUAGAACAUUCAAGUUUACCUAUCACUGCAGUGACUCAGUUUUAUGUCGCCAUAGACGGCUUGUUUGCUUCAAUCAUUCUGAGCAGCUUUUUUUUCCAAUACUAUCAGUCAGAUGUUUCCUUUGAUUUUCCAGAAGUAAACUUAAUUUUUCCAGUGCUGAAGUCGCACGGUGUGUCGUAAAUGGCUCAUCCAUGAAUGGUUGACCCAUAUCAUAGUGGGCUGAGUACAGUUCCAUUACUCUCGUUAGAGUAAUGGCCUUCAUUUACCCAAAUUGCAGAAUUCCUCACUAAAAUUCUAUAGAAACUUAUCUAUGUUGGAAAAGUUAUGUAAUCUUGCUUCUGACGAUUUAUUAAACGUGGAAUGUCGUAGUUGUUUGAGUUUGAUUUCUCUCAGGGCCUUAGUAGAAGGGGACCGACACCUUGUCUCUACUUCCCCCCCCCCUCCCUACAUCCCCCACUUUUUGGGCGAAAAUUACAAAAAAAGACGACGACUACCACUUUUCCGUCAAAAAUACCGAGUUGAUAUCACAACGCAAUUCCCCCUUCGAUUUUACAACAUACAAAAUAAGCCCCUCCAAAUAUAAGCCCCCCAAACCGGUAACGCAAAAAACCCUCCGUUAAAUCACCCCUCCAAAUUUAAGCCCCCCGAGGGCUUGUCCUUGGAAUAUUUCCCUCAAAUACAAAGUAAAACGAAGCAAAAACGGUAAAUUUACCUUCAACUGUAAGGCUAGCCCAAUCGAUUUUGAGACGCAAAACUCCCUCCAUAGAUAAGCCCCUCCGAAUAUAAGCCGCUCCAAAAAUAAGCCCCUUAAAAAGGGCCUUUGAAAAAUAUAAGUCCCUGGGCUUAUUUUCGGAAUUUUACGGUAUGUUGUUCAAAUGUUAGGUAGCAGUUCACAUAUAUAUUUUUUACUAUAAUACAAGUUAAAAAUUGCUUGAAGUUAGCCUAAAAAGAGCAAUAAACUGUAUCUAAAAGUGCUUAGUAAAUUUCCCAGUCUGCAAUAGAGGGUAUUUCAGACUUUCAAGUUUUGGCCGGGGAGGGGGGGGGGGUCUCGGCCCACAACAGUCGAGUACGCCGCUAGCACUGCUAACUUUCGUGCGCUCGCAAUUUCAAAUUCUUUCAUACGGGCCUGUCUAUGGUUGUCUCAAUGUAUAGAUAACAUUUUAGUUUAAAUGAAUCUCGUUUUUUCACUUAGCCUCGCUUUGAAAGUGGGAGUUAUUGGAGUUAGGAAAUGGCAUAUUCAGUAACGUUUUCGGAAAGCCUCUGCGACCACAGUAAUAGAUAGAGUAUGUGAUGAAACCUCCUCCCCACCCCACCCCACACAAUCAAAAAUUAAAAUCAAGACUGUUCAAUAGGUAAAGUCCACCAUUUCUAAAGUGAAAGGAGGUAAAUAUGCAAAGACGCCGGGCAGUACAAUUUUUCGUAUUCCGGAAAAUGUGUCCAUGUUGUUUGUGGUGUGCAAACGGAUCCAACAUUGUUGCGCUACUCUUCAGCGAUCACGGAACAAAAAAUAGUGGGGAGUUGUUGGCUCUAAAGUUUGACCGGUUUUAAACUUAAAACAACCGCUCCCAAAAACACACAACAUUUAACAGGAUGUGCAAACGGGCGCAACACGUAACAUUCAACAAUGUUGAGAGAUGUUGACAAACAAUGUUGCGUCCGUAUGCACGUGGCUUUAAGAUCCGAGCACGGCUACAUACGUGACGAAACAUCACUGAAAACUGAAUACUCGUUCCACUCACACUUUGUCGGGUCUUUGUCAAAAGUAGGCGAACUCCCCUAAAGCUGAAUUCCUAAGAACCACAUCCAAGCUCUGAAAGAGAAAGAAAACUUCGUCGUUGCUUGUUUACGUCCCCGAUAAAAACGUGAAAUUAGGCAUUUUCACUCUUUAUUCGUGCAGUGACGUCAAAGAAAUCUACGAAAAAAAGUGUGCUGCACGUGCAAAGGUGUUCUUUUGUUCAUUAAACCUAUUGCUUUGUUGACGUUCUCGUUGCUGUCACCUUCGUCGAUCUUAAGGUCCUUGUUUGCCGACGACGAACGACCUUGUUUCCCAGUUCUGUGGCUCUUCCUUGCGUUGAGGUUCCACUGUAUUUGUUCUGUUUCUUUUUUUGGUUUCUUUUUGUUUGUUUGUUGGUUUGUUUGUUUGUUUAUUUGUUGUUUUUGUCGCCUUUUUUGUUGUUGAUGUUUUUCUUCAGAAUUUCAGGGCAUAUUAUCUUCAAUUUUGUCUUUUCUCAGUACAGCAGUGAAACGAUUCAAGAGUGCAUUAAAACUAUUAUAACUCAAUUAUCAUAUAUAAUAUUAAUUAUACAAUUAGCGUUAUGUUUAUAACUCCACACGUCCAAGCGUUUGUGAAGUUGCGAGUUCGCACAGUAAAGCAUUUGUCACCCAAGGUGUGUGCGAGACUGGGGCAUUUGUGAAUUUUCGGCUUUCUUCAAAACCAACAUAAUUUUAGAUUGUCCCCGAAGUUUAGCUCGUGCCGCAGACACUCUUACUAAUGGCUUAGACGAUGUGUACAGCUGUGCUUAGGCCGGCUGCAACACAGGCUAUUGAAGUUAUGCAACUUAAAUCAGUCGAGAUGAUACCUCGUUCAACAAUCAAGCAGAGCUGUGGAUGACAUCACUACAACAAAUAAGACAACAAACAAGAAAUAUAGUUUUUUCAGUUAAAGAGUAUUUCGCUUAAAAUUUCUCAUUCCUCCAAAGAGAGAGAGAGUGUCUGGCAAAUUGUUUCCAAUCAAAGAUUUGUGAAUGAUAAACUCGAGUCUGGAAACUCUCUCAAAGUGUUUAUAUCAGUACACAGUUAUACACAACUUAUAACUUCAUAAGCGCUUAACGAGUGUCUUUUGGUGCACGACUUUCAAGAGAGCUGCUCAUGUAACAGCUGCUCCGAAUAGCUGUGGUGCGUUUCCAUGACCCCAGACAAUACUGAAACAAUACUGUUUCCUGCGACCAAUUAGGAGAGACCUUACGAACAGCACCUACACUACUCGGGUCCCACAGAAUGUCACUGAUAGCAUGUAAUGCAAAAGAGUAUCAAGGUAUGACUGUGCAAUAAGCGGUGGCGGAUCCAGGGGAGGGAAGGGCCAAGCCACACCGGUCUCCUCCCCUCCCCCCUUAUUUUUAGACCAAACUGAGGUCCGAAUGGACGAGAUAAAAAUUUGGAGUCCGGGCCCCCCUAUUCUCAGGGUCUAGAUGACCGCCCUUCCCCCCCCCCCUCCCCCCUUUAUCUCAAGGUCUGGAUCCGGCACUGAGAAGUGUUCCAAAUCAACCUAGGCGGGUUUAAGGGAUUUUCUUGUUUACGUCAUCCUAACCACCUCUUACUUGCGGGAGAGAACGAUAGAAACGUCAUCAUUACCCUACGAUUCCAUGCGGCUCCUGAUCUAGCAAAUCGAGAUUUUUUGUGGUAUGCUGACUGUAUAUUUCAACUGUAAGUACUUUUCUAAAUACAUGUAUACGCGCGAGCUACUACUGAUUACCUCCUCGGGCCUGCGGGACCACAAUGUCUACAAUAUAGGUCACGUGAUGUAGGUCACGUUGUAGGUCAAGGGACAUGCGGCCCUUUGUCUUUUUAUAAAUUAGGCGUAUUUUCAUGCUCGGAAUAAGACGAAAUUUGAAAGGAAAAGUUCUCUGGAGUAUUAACACAUGACAUGACCUACAUUGCAUCAGAAAAACAAAACAUACUUUCUGAAAAUUUUAAAAAGCUUUCUAUUUAUAACCAUGCAGUUUGGGAGGGAGUGAAGGGUGUCACGUUCCGUUCCUUGUCGUUCCUCGGUCUUUCUUUGCUCCGAAAUCACACAAAAACGCUUGCUUCGCAAGCUAACGAGGCACAGACUACGUACAACAAAAGAAACAACACAACAAAUCAAUAAAGCCCCAGGGAGAACUCUAUUCUCUGGUUCCUUUAUUUCUUUUGUAAUGACGGUACCGACAGAGAGACGCAACAACCUUCUCUUGUGAAAUUUACACGACUACAAGAAAGCAACUCGAGGUGACUGGUUUCUUCCGACGUACUUCUGAAGAUUCGCAAUCUCGAUUUGUCGCCACAAAUCAUGAUUAUUUUUCUGGACAUAUUUACUGGUAAGCUUAAUGAUCCUUAUUUACUUUACAGAUUUUAACUCAGGAUACCCUGGCCCCAUAGGUGCGUUCUCAAUAUACCUAAAAUGUCUUACGUUUUGAAUAACUGAGGAGAAAGUGCUGCCCGGUAAUGACAUCUAAAAACAGUCAGACUUAAUAGUCUCCUCGGGAAAGGACGAUAAAACAUAUAAUAAACUUUGUGGAACGUUGAAGAACCCACUGAGGGAAACAGUUAAUUUUGUUUCCCGAGAAUCUCAUUGUUUCCCGAGGCACAGCCGAAGGGAACGUUGAGAUUCGACUGUUAAUAUAGCUAAAAAUUUUGAAGCUGGAAACUCAUUAAACCUCGCUGUAAUGGCGGUCGUCGGUCAAAAUUCGCGGGUAUGCCACUACGGCUACGGCGACGGCAACGAGAACGUCAAAAACCAAUUAGUUAAGAGGGAGUUUAAGAUACCACGAUGGCGACGGCUGCAAAAACGUCGCUUAAAAAGUGACUUCGCGAACUAUGAAAAUUUAGUGCGAUUAUCCCAACUCGGUCAUAAUGUUUUAAGCCUGAUUUCCAUGUGAUCGCCACGAUCGUUGCGAACGCUGAAAAAAAAGUUCAGCGAUCGCAGCGAUCAUAUGGAAACCACUCUUCACAGCUAUCGCAGCGACAGCAAAAGUACCAGCAUGCAUUGCGUACGUUCAAGUUUUUCAAGAUGGCUGCUAACUAGCCUGCGAAAGCAUCCGUUUCUCAUCGCUCUUCGCCGCUGGGGACGUUUAGCGCCGAGAAACAUCUGCGGCAGAAAUUCCAUACUGAUGACGUAAAUCAUUGUUUACAUAACAAAUCCGGUAGUCAUGGGGUUCCAAAUAUAAAUUUGUCCAAUUUUACGUGUCAUCUGGUCGGUUUUGGUAAAUUGUGUUCAUCUGUCAACGAGCUCCAGCGAAACUCAAAAUAUUGACUGUUUUGUUAGAGAUUCUUCGCGUUUCCAUUUGACGUUUGUGGCCUUUUGUCUUUUGUCUGUCAUUCGUAAACAAUAGCUAAAACAGAUUUUACGUCAUCAGUACGGAAUUUCUGUCGCUGAGUUGCAGACGUUUCCAGUCCGCUCGCAACGUCCCAGGCAGCGAAGAGCGAGGAGAAACGGAUGUUUUCGCAGGCUAGCUGCCAACACAAACAUUGAGAAAGCAGUCCACUUGGCACUUUUUAUGGAGGAAGUACAAAAAUACGACCGUCUUUACAACACAUUUUCAAAGGAAUAUAGAGACAAGAACAAGAAAAUCAACUGCUGGAAAGCAAUCGGAGAGAAAUUCGAUUUAAGUCCUGAACAUGAGUUCUCUGUCGACGAUUCACAGCCGCCAUGCUGAAUUUGAGGAAUGGCGCUUUGGCGCGAACUAUGUUGUUAGACCCAGGUCCCCUCGGUCUUCAUUCAGCGAUCGUGGCGAUCGUAGCGAUCAUAUGGAAACCAGGUUUUAAACACCCUAAGAUUAGCAAAACAACAACUCUGCACGUGCAUCACACUUUUUUGUACAUUUCUUUGCCGUCACUGCACGACUACGACGUGAAGUGCCUAAUUUCACGUUUUAUCGACAACGUAAACGUAAACAUACGGCGCCGAAUUUCUCUUACUCUUUUUAAACUUGAAUAUUUUUCUUAAGAAUUCAACUCCAGGA